Molecule: messenger RNA, 7095 nt
Organism: Paramecium sonneborni
Lineage: Eukaryota; Ciliophora; Oligohymenophorea; Peniculida; Parameciidae
Source: the annotation of a GenBank genome assembly
AUGAUAUUUUAUUCACAAUUAAAACUUUGUUGUUUUUUUAUUUACCUUUAUGCCUAAGGGUAAUGGUCGAAUCAAUUGGCACUUUUAACCUAAAACUAAAAAUUUUAACAAAUUACAAGCACAAUUGCAUACUAAUCUAAUUAUGCAGGAGGAUUUGUAACAAUUACUCAACCUCUAUCAACUGCAAACUUUAUCGAUUGCGCUAGCCCUCUUACUAGCUAUAUAACACUGAAUAAAGAUUAUACUAAUGCUUAACUUUAUUAUAGUUAAUUUAUAGAGAGUGGUGGGAUUAUUUCCUUUGACCUUUAUUUUCAUGGUACUUGGACAAAUGAAAUUAUCACUUUUAUGUUUGGGACGUUUUCAUAUUCCUUUACGUACACUUCCCCAACUAUUUAUCUUAUGACAAUAGGAUUUUGUGAUUCUAUUGCCUACGAAGUCAAAACUAUAAACUUAACAAUACCUUCCUCAAGUACUAGUUAAAUAACAUUUAAAUCAGAAAUAAAUGGAAAUGGAUAAGCUUCAAUAAGAAAUAUCAUGUUUUCUCAUCUUAAUAACAUUUGUUAUCCAUCUUGUUUAGAAUGCACAGGACCUGAAUAAAAUUAAUGUACAUCAUGCUAUUAUGGCUCACCAACCAAUAAUAUUUGCCCUUAAUGUCCUUUAAACUUAUUUUAUAGAAAAAAUCAAGGUUGCCAUUAAAAUUGUCUAUUUUCAUAACAAAAUUAUGUAAAUGGAUUCUGUCAAAGCUAUACUUGUAAAUAUUGAUAUAAAUUUAGAAAUCAAUUAUUUUAAUUAAUAUUUCUAUUUGCUAACUUCGUCAACAACCAUAUUAUAAUACUCUUUGAUUUUUGACCCACAACAUAUUGAAACUCGUCCCUCUGUCUUAGAGAAUUUUGUAUUCGGAAUAUUUAAAUUGAAUUCAGGGUUUUAUAAAUUUAUUAGUUUUUCAUCUAUAAUGAAUAAACAUUAUUUAAUAGGUUUGAAAAUAGAACUGUGGAUUUUUAAUUUGAUACCACAAGGAAGUGGUAUCGAAUUAAAAAUUAAUAACACUUAUUUUGGUUCAAUAUUCUCAACAAAUAUAGGAAUUUAAACUCAUAAAAUCAAGAUUGAAAAUAUGUAUCAACUCUCUUCUUCUUAAUGUCUUACAUACACAAGUUGUCAGAUUUAUGAAUUAUAUGGAUUUUUUGAUAUACCUCCAUAUUAAUUUCUAUUAAAAGUAUAAGGAAAUUUUACGUAAUAUUCAUUAUCUAUAACAAAAUUAGAGAUGCAUAAGCAGGUUGGGGAUUUCGCUCAAUUACGGUUACAUCAGGAUAUUGUUCCCAAUAAUGUUUGACUUGUGAAGUACCAUUCGUCUGCAUAACUUGCAUUAGUGGAUAUUAUAAUUAUAAAUAAGGUACUUGCAUAGCUAGUUGUUCUGAACCUUAUUAGAAUCUUGUCAAUUCAUAUUGUUAAGAUUAUGAUGAUGAAACACCAUGUAAGAAUAUACUUAUAUUUAGAUUCAAAAUAUUUAAUUUAAGAAUAUAUAAAUUUAGCACAUGAUCCCUUAUAAUACUAAAAUUAUUUAUUGUAAUCUCAAAACGGAGUUAAUUUCUUGAAAGGUUUAAAUAUUUACUAUUCUUUUUGGUCCUCGAAAAGGAUAUUUGGAGGUCAAUAUGUUUGGGCAUAAGCUAAAUUUUAAAGAACAUUCAACAAUCUAAAACCUCAUCAUGGUGUCACAAUUGGAUUUUAUAUUUUAUAUGGUCCUAAUUUCCCUAUGAAUGGUCAAUUUAUAUACAGAAUUGAUUCUAGAACUCAAGUUGAAAAAUCUUUAAGCGAUGGAUAUGAUAAUAAUUACGAUAAUACAAAAUACUAGAGAAUUUAUGAAAAAAUAGGCCAUACGAGUAAUUAAAUGAUGCUUGUGUGGGAAUGUUUUGGGCCAAAUAAUGAACCUUUUUAAGCAUAUUGUGGUGUUUAUAACUUUUAUAUUGCUGUUCAUUAUUGUCAACCUUAUUGUUUAUCGUGUAUCAAUUAAAAAACAUGUACAUUAUGGGAGAGCACUUAUAAUUCAAAUUUAAUAAAGUUUUCUUAAGAUGAAUGUUUGUCUAAUUAAUAUUAUAAUACACCUACACUUAGUUGUUUAGAUUGUCCUUCUUCAUGUUUGAGUUGCACUUCAAUAUUCCAUUGUUUAUCUUGUUAAGAUACUUAUACUUAAACAAAAGAAGGGUGUGUUUGUAAAAUAAAUGAAUAUGAAUAAUAAAACAAAUGUUAUAAUUGCCCAAUAGAAUGUAAUUAAUGCCUAAGUUCAACUUAGUGUAUUGAAUGUUUAACAAUAAAUAAUAGAAAACUUUUAGAUUAAUAAUGUGUCUGCAUUGAUGGUUAUUAUCCAACCAAUAAUAACCCAAUCUGUCUAAUUUGUAAUAAAUUUUGUGAGAGUUGUUUUGGUCCUACAAAUAAUGAGUGUAUAUCAUGCAAAAAUAUAAAUAUGAUAUAAAAAGUGGAAUCAACUUGCUCAUGUCCAUAAGGUAAAUGUUAUGAAGAAGAAACAAAUUCCUGUAAUACAUGUCAUUUUUCCUGUUUGACAUGUUUUAGAACAACUAUUAAUGGUUGUCUUACUUGCAAUUAAUCAGAAAAUAGAGUUUUAAAAGGUUUAGAAUGUGUUUGUCGAUCUGGAUAUUAAGAAAUAAACAAUGUUUGCUUAGGUAUUAAUUUAAAUAUUAUAUAGCCUGUCCUAUAUUUUUAGAUAGUUCUUUGACUCAAUGUUAUAAAAAUUGUGAUUAUAAUUUAUAAAUUUGGCAUACUUAAAUGUGCAAUUAAUGUAGCUAGGGAUUUAUUAUGGAAUUUGAUGAAUGUCGUCCUUUUUGUGGUGAUUUAAAAGUAGAAGGAUAUGAACAAUGUGAAGAUGGUAACAAUAUUUUUGAUGAUAAAUGUUUCAAUUGUUAAUUUCAAUGUCCAAAAAACUGUUUGACUUGUGAUUCGUCUACAAUUCUACCUUGUCCUGAUAUCUGUGGAGAUGGUUUAAUUACAGGUAAUGAAGAAUGCGAAGAUGGAAAUAACGCUGAAUAUGACGGAUGUUAUAAUUGUCUAUAUUAAUGUUAACCUUAAUGUACAAUAUGUAUUAAAGGAUUAUGCUAUGAAUGUGCAACAAGUGGAUGGUCUCUAGAUUAUACAUAAACUCCUUAGGUUUGUAAAGAAAUAUGUGGAGAUGGUAUAAUAUUAGGUACUGAAUAAUGUGAAGAUGGGAAUUCAAUUGAUACAGACGGAUGCAAAGAUUGUCGAUAUUUUUGCAGACAAGGUUGUUUAUCUUGUGAUUAUACUACAAAUACUUGUUUAAGUUGUGGAACAGGAUUUAAACCAGUUAAAUUUUAUUGUAAAAAUAUAUGUGGAGAUGGGAUAGUUGUGACUGAUCCAACUGGAAUUCAUUCGGAAUAAUGUGAUGAUAAUAAUACUGAUUCUCUUGAUGGAUGUGAUAGUUUCUGUUAAUAUUAAUGUCCAUUACCAACUAUUUGUGAAAGUUGUGUUGAUUAAAGAUGUUAGGGUUGUUCAGAAGGAUAUAAACUUUCAGUAGAUUAAAUGUGUCUUCCUGUUUGUGGAGAUUCAAUCAAAGUAUAACUAGAGUUAUGUGAAGAUGGAUUAAUUUUACCUUACUAAGGUUGUUAAAAUUGUUAAAACAAAUGUUAACCUUCAUGUAAAUCUUGUAGUACAAUAGGUAGAGGCUGUUUAACGUGUUAAAAAGGCUAUAAAAUAAUAGAUAAAGUAUGUAUUCCUAUCUGCGGUGAUUAUAUAGCAACUGAAGAUGAAGAAUGUGAUGAUGGUAAUCUCGUUUAUGAUGAUGGAUGUCAUUUAUGUAAAUUUAAUUGUUAAGCUUCCUGUGGGCUCUGUUUAAAAGGAAUAUGUUUAGAUUGUAUAGAUGGGUAUUAAUUAAUACAAUCAAAAUGUUAUUCCAUUUGUGGAGAUGGGAUUCAAACAUUUUAUGAGUAAUGUGAUUACUUUGAGGGACUCGAAUAAUUUGAUGGAUGCAAAAAUUGUAUAUAUUAAAGUAGUGAAAAUUGUAAAAUAUUUCAAUUUGGUUUCUGUUAACUAUGUAAAGAAGGUUAUGAAAUAUCUCCCAAUUUACAAUAAUAAUGUAUUAAAUCAUUAGAUAAACCUAAUAAAACUAUUGAUCAUUGUUUAUUUCCGGUUUAAGAUACUUGUCUAAAAUGCAAUCUAAAUGCAGAUUAUGAUAUAUUUAAUGAAAACUGCAAAAAACAUGAAAUAACAUAAACCUAAUGUGAAUUGUAGAUGAAAAUAUCUCUUAAUCUCUAUUGUAAUUAAUGUUAUUCUUUUUGCAUUGAAUGUUAUAAAGAAGUUUGUGUUAAAUGUUAAGAAGGAUAUUAUUUAAAUUAAAUAAAUUAAUGUGUUUCUUAAUGUGGUGAUGGAAUUCUUGCUUAUGAUGAAUUAUGUGAAUUUAACGAUAAGGAUUGCUUUAGUUGUCAAAUAAUAAAACAUCAAUAAUGUAAAUAUUUUCAUGAAACUUGUUUGCUUUGUGAAUAUGGUUAUUAUUUAGAUAUUGUAAACAAUUCUUGUUUCUCUAUUUGUGGGGAUAAUUUAGUUGCUUCAAAUGAAGAAUGUGAAGAUGGUAAUGAAUUUAAAUAUGAUGGAUGUUACCAUUGUAAAUAUCAAUGUCAAUUGGAAUGUUUAGAUUGUUAACUAGGUAAUUGUUCUAAAUGUGAGGACACUUUUAUUUUGAAUUAAUCAAACCGUUUGUGUGAAUAAUUGGAAUUAUGCGAUGAUUAAUAAGGAUUAUAUUAUGAUAAUUAUACAAAUGAUUGUCUUCCUAGAUGUGGAGAUGGAAUAGUAAAAGGUAAAGAAUAAUGUGAUGAUAAUAACAAUAUUCCUUAUGAUGGUUGUUUUGACUGUUAAUAUCAAUGCGAUAAAAAUUGUACAAAUUGUUAGUAAGGAAUCUGUUUUGAUUGUGAAUUAGGAUACCAAUUAAAUGGAUAGAAAUGUGAAUCUAAAUGUGGAGACGGUAUCAAAAAUGGUAAUGAGUAAUGUGAUGAUCAAAAUGUUAUAAGUAGAGAUGGAUGUACUUUAUGUAAGAUUGAUUCAAAUUAUGAAUGUUAAGAGGAUUAAAAUAAUCUAAGCUUUUGUUUUAAAUGUUAAGAUCAUUGUAUGGAAUGUAUUUAUAUAAAUUCAAUAAAUACUUAAUGUUAGAAAUGCGAUAAAGGAUACUUUCUCAAAGAUAAUACAUGUAAUUAAUGUUCAGAAAAAUGCGAAGAAUGCGAAAAUACUCCGAAUAAUUGUAAAUUAUGCAAAACUUCAGAUUGCUCAAUAUGUGAUAAAAUAUCUGGUUUGUAUUUAGAUUAAUAAUUAAAAUCAUGUGUUAAUAAAUGUGGAGAUAAUAUUAUUUAAGGCGGCGAAUAAUGUGAUGAUGGUAACAAUAUAGACAUGGAUGGUUGUAAUUCAAAAUGUCAAGUUGAAAAAGAUUUUAUUUGUAAAUCAGGUGUUUGUUAUUAAUCACCCAAAAAAAAAAUUGAUUUCUCUUAUAAGAAUUCAACUACAACAAGCGAUAUUUAUUUAUUAUUUGAAGAAUUAGAAUUGGAAGUAGUAUGUGAUAAAUUAAUAAUAACAAUAGAAGAAUUUUAAUCUAAUGAAUUUAAUUAUUCAGUUUUUAAGAGAUCUGAAAUUUAAGAAAAAAUUUUUGGAUGUGAAAUCCGGUUUAAUUUUUUCAGAUCCAUUUUAGAAGCUAAUCUCAUUCAUUUACUUGUUCCAUUAAUAAAAGAAUCUAAUCGAAUUCUUGAUGAAGAAAUGAGAGAAAUUAUAAUAACUCCAAGGAAAUAAGUUUUUUAUAAUUAAGAAUAAUAAGCCUAAGCAAAAAAUGUAGUAUCUGCUUCAUCUACAUUUACACUUUUACUUUAACUAAUUGGACCUUUAACAAUAAUUUUAGGAGGAUUUAAUUUUUUCUGGACUAUUUUAGAUAUUUUGACAUGGAUCAAUAAUUUCUAUUUCCUAAACGUAGACUAUCCUUUAAAUGUUAAAAUGUUUUUUAAUUAAUUAGAAUGGGGUGAUAUAAUGAAUAUACCAGAUGUAAUAUCAUUAAAUUAACCAGAUGACGCAUAUUAUUUUGAAGCUCCCCCUAAAUUUACAGAGAAAGAUGUUAAUCCUCUAUUUUUCAAUAAUAUUCAAAUAUUUAUUAUAAUGAUUUUUCUAGUAUUUUUGAUGUACUUUUUAUCUAGAAUCUAUGUAAAUUUUAUUGAGACAAAAUAUUACUUUAGAACUAAAAGGACUCAUCAAAUAGAAAUUUUCUCACUUAAUUAAAAUUAGUAAUAAAACCAUACCAAUUUAAAAAUUAAUUAAUAAAAAAAAGUUAGUAAAAAAAUCUCUCAACCUAUUCGAAAUCCUCCUUAAAUAUUAAGUUUAAUUUAUAAAGAGGCUCUGUAGUUUAAUUUGAAUUUUAGAGCAAAAUUAAUUUAAGUAAUAGGUUUAGUUUUUUUAGAUAUUUGUUUAGCAUGUGUACUUUAACUAAAAUAUUCAUAGAAUUAAAAUUUUUCAAUUAUUAUCAUUAACAUCAUAUCAGCUUAUAUAGGAAUACUAUUCAUUGUCUUAAUUUUUAAAUUGUAUAAAUUUGUUUGUUCCCAGCAUCCAAUUCUGUAUUAAAAUAAAAAAUUCUCCUAAAAUUAUUCUUCAUUAUAUGAAGGAAUCAACACUAAUAAACAUUUAGCUAAAAAUUAUUGUAUUGUUAACUUAAUCCGUAAAACAAUGUUUAUCUUCUUUACAGUUUAUUUUUAUGAAUUACCAUUACUAUAAACCUCCUUUUGUUGUUUAUCAUGCUUUUCAAAUUUGGCUUUAAUUCUUUAUGAAAAUCCCUUUGAGAAUAAAAAGAUUUUAAUAUAAAUUGCUAUUCCUGACUUUUGUAUAUUCAUUAUUAUUUUCUUAACUGUUAUAUUAGCUAUUCAUGAUGUUGGUGAAAUAUUAAAUUUUCAAGAAAAGUAUAUGAUUGGUUGGAUUAUUUUAUUUUUUAUAGGGUUUUCUAUAUUUAUACAAUUAGUUUUUUUGUUAAAGUAAUUUUAUUAGGAUAUGAAAGAAAGAUAUUUAUCAAUAAAAGAAUUUAUUAAAAAAAGGAAAGAACAGAUUUAAGGUUGA